UUGCCAAUUGUUUAAUAAGCAACGUUGCAAUAUCUAUAUAUAUAUAUAUAUAUAAGCUGCGUCUCCAAGCUUAAGCUUACAUCUCACGCAAGCGUCGAAGAAUUCCAUUCGCCCCCGGCUGAUCGUCGAGCCACCUUCAGUUUCUUGCCGCUUGUUGCCGUCGGGCGGCGAGGAUGUCGACUCCGUCGAGGAAAAGGCUGAUGCGCGAUUUCAAGAGGCUGCAGCAGGAUCCUCCUGCUGGCAUUAGCGGCGCUCCCUAUGACAACAAUAUAAUGCUCUGGAAUGCUGUUAUAUUUGGUCCGGAUGACACUCCUUGGGAUGGAGGUACGUUUAAGUUGACACUGCAGUUUACAGAGGAUUAUCCAAACAAGCCACCAAUAGUGAGAUUUAUCUCAAGAAUGUUCCAUCCGAACAUUUAUGCAGAUGGAAGUAUUUGUUUGGAUAUUCUACAAAACCAGUGGAGUCCAAUAUAUGAUGCGGCUGCCAUACUUACAUCCAUUCAGUCACUGCUGUGUGAUCCAAAUCCAAACUCACCUGCAAAUUCAGAAGCUGCAAGGCUAUUUAGUGAGAACAAGCGUGAAUACAACCGGAAAGUCCGUGAGAUUGUUGAGCAAAGCUGGACUGCGGACUAAGUUCCUCUACUGUCCGGUGCUAUGGGAGGUAAUCAACUGCCGAGCAAGCUGAUUUAGACCCUAACUCUUCCUCCUGUAGGCUGGUGGUCUGUUUUUAUCUGGAAUGUCUUGUUUCAGUGUCAUUUCCAUAUUAAUAACAAAAUGUAAUUGGGAUGAUUUUGCUAUAUUAUUGUAAUGUUGGGACUUUAAGCUUCUCUACCAUGUUUUGUGUACUGUUGGUUGCA
Messenger RNA from Diospyros lotus (date-plum), 856 nucleotides. Its product is annotated as ubiquitin-conjugating enzyme E2 2-like. The coding region runs from base 174 to 632 and encodes 152 amino acids. The record is from RefSeq and is a predicted model, not a curated record. The transcript is spliced from 6 exons. NCBI's taxonomy places the organism in Eukaryota, Viridiplantae, Streptophyta, Magnoliopsida, Ericales, Ebenaceae.